Messenger RNA from Didymodactylos carnosus, 420 nucleotides. Lineage: Eukaryota; Metazoa; Rotifera; Eurotatoria; Philodinida; Philodinidae. The record is from the annotation of a GenBank genome assembly.
AUGCAAUCAAAUAACAACAACGCACCAACAACCACUUCUUCACAUUCAGCAACGGGUACAAAUGGAAAUGACGAAGACGUAAAUCUAAUUGGUCCAUUUGCUGUUGUACCAAAACAAGAUUGUCCACAUGUUGAAAAUCGUUCUUAUACAUUACCAACAUCAGCACAAAAAAUUGAUGGUCAUCAACCACCAUGUGAGAUAUGUCAUGAAAUAACAGAAAAUUGGGUAUGUUUAAAUUCAUCAUGUUCUAUAAUUGGUUGUAGUCGUUAUCAACAAAGGCAUAUGUUACAACAUUAUGAAACAAGUGGACAUAAUAUAUGUUUAAGUUUAUCGGAUCAUUCAUUUUAUUGUUUCAAAUGUGAUUCGUAUAUUGAUCAUCAAAAUUUUCAACAAGUUAAAACACAAUUAAUGUCCGAAUAG